UCUCUAUCAAUUCUUGCAACUUUAUUGGUUAGGCCCUCCCAAUUCCCAGCACUCCUCCCACUUGUGUUUAAACUUUUUCCAAUUGAGAACAAGAAUUCCCCAGUGUGGAAUCCCAUGGAAUCUUCCAGUAUCGAAAGCCCGAUAUUCACGGAGACCGAUCUGGGCACCCGCCUUGCAGUGCCAAUCUCUCCAGACGCUACGGCAAGGGAAUUCAAGAGAGUAUUUGAGAGGGCGCACUUGAAUUGUUUCCCAAAACUUGGGGAUAUCAAGGUGAAUGGUUUGAUGGUUCAGAGGAAAUCGUUCUUUUACCACUUAUCUGAUACAUUACCUUUAAGGUAUGCUUUUCAGUACUUGAAAGGAAAUUGGUUUCUUCGAGUUAAAGUAUGCCAUUCUAGCGUUCCUGACAAGUUAGGGGCACCGGUACGUGAAAAGAUUAAGGAUUGUUCAACUGACGUUAAUGGUGGUGCUGGUUCAAAAGAACCCAAGAAUUUUCUUUCGAGCACAAUUAAGAUUAAGUCAAAAUGCAGGAGGAGGAAGAUCAAAAGGUUUGCCGGAUUUGGAAUUUCACUCUUAGGUAUUCGACGAAGGCUCUACUUUUCGGAGAGGCAAAAGAUUAAAAAGAAAAGAGUUCGGAAAAAGUAUGAUAUUGCUAUAUCGGGUGCUAAGGACAAGUCAAGUAAAGAGGGAAAUUAUAGCCGAGCAGUGGAGAGUCAUCAUGAGACAUUAUCGGAAUCCAUGUCAGUCUCGGGCAUUAUCCGGAAGUAUUUCUCAUGUUAUGAUGAUUUCUGUGGUUACGAUGAGGUGAACUCGGGUUCGGGGUUUUCUUAUUCGACAGUUAGGGGUGAACAAAAGGAAAAACGGAUUGUUAGAACAGAUGACUGCCGUAUGAACUUUGGUGUUUGUACGCCUCCUCCAUUUAGAGCCAAAACACCGUCGAAAAUGCUGAAUGUUCUUCUGACUAACGAAUCUGUUUCUGUACCCUCGAGAAAGGUUAAGAAAGCCGAAGUUGGGAAGCGCCUUCUAACUGCUGCAAAUAAUCUCGGGCUUAAUUCAAGUAACAGAAGUCCUGGAGUUUCUCUUACGAGAAGUUUGGCGUUUGAGAUCACGGAUGAGGACGACUGAAGAUUGCAAUGCAUUCUACCUUACUGUAUAUAUAUAUCCUCUUUCAAAAAAAGGAACUACUAGUCGAUUUUUUCCCCGUGACAGGUAUUGCUAUAUUAGGUCAUCGUCCUUUAAGGUAUGGACUGAUUUAGUUCAUGGUUCCAAUCGCCUGCUGGAGGGGAGAACUGCAACGGGGCCGGCCCUUUGGUUGUACAAUUAGUUGAAAGUUUUGUAAAAUUUACCGAAAGGUAUUGGCUUAAGUGGAAGGGGUUUGAGCUGCUUAAACAUAUAGUCGAGGAUUCGGAGCCAUGCAUUAUGCAUAUGUAGCAACACUUUUGGGAGAGCCGCCUCGAAUCGGGCCCAACUGAGGCUAUGUUUUGUACAAUUAGCUGAAAGUUUUGUAAAAUUUGAUGCUUUGUACAAUUAGUUCAAAGUUAAGUCAUUCUUGUGGAAAUUUAGGCAUAUGACCAAGUCAUUUCUCUCA
Ipomoea nil (Japanese morning glory) is the source of this 1585-nucleotide messenger RNA. RefSeq lists its product as uncharacterized. NCBI's taxonomy places the organism in Eukaryota, Viridiplantae, Streptophyta, Magnoliopsida, Solanales, Convolvulaceae. The transcript is spliced from 3 exons. The coding region runs from base 115 to 1122 and encodes 335 amino acids. The record is from RefSeq and is a predicted model, not a curated record.